Scleropages formosus (Asian bonytongue) is the source of this 1027-nucleotide messenger RNA. RefSeq names its product proepiregulin-like. The transcript has 5 exons. Gene Ontology annotation, molecular function: growth factor activity; epidermal growth factor receptor binding. NCBI's taxonomy places the organism in Eukaryota, Metazoa, Chordata, Actinopteri, Osteoglossiformes, Osteoglossidae. The record is from RefSeq and is a predicted model, not a curated record. The coding region runs from base 84 to 788 and encodes 234 amino acids. Gene Ontology annotation, biological process: positive regulation of cell population proliferation; positive regulation of mitotic nuclear division; epidermal growth factor receptor signaling pathway.
ACGGUGAUUCAAGCUGCUCCAGGAAAAAGUUAAGGCGCGUGUUGCGCGAGAGCCACACCCGCGCGCACGUCCGCUCGGCGGUAAUGAAUAAUCCAUUAAUGACAGCGAUAAAGAGACGCGGCAGGAGGCGCCGGCUACAGACAGACCUAUAUUCGUACAUACUGACACACACAGACAGAAAGCAGCGCUCCGACCGUGUCAUCAUCGCCGGAUACCGUUGCCGUGGAGGCGGGAGCGCGCGCACAGUGAGCGAGCAGACCCGCCGACCUGCACCCGGACCCGGCGCCCCCCCGGUCAGUGAAACCCGGUUCUGCUGCGUUUCCUCCCGAACCGCAAUGAGCAACUUGAGGACCAGCUUGUUCCUGUCCGUCUUCGGUCUGCUGGUGGGGUGCAAUGUCAGCGCAACGAGCUCAUCUCCUACAUGUGCCCCAGGGCAAUGCUUAACAUCAGGUCAGGAAUUGCGUACCAGAGAGCAGUCUCAGGAUCACCCAAUGAUCCAGAAGUGCAACGCCAGCAUGGAGAACUACUGCUUACACGGAGAGUGCAUACUAAUAGUGGGCAUCAAAGGGCACCAUUGCAAGUGCGAGCAGGGCUACUCAGGACACAGGUGUGCUCACCUGGAACUGGUGCAACAGCCGAUGAGUAAGGAGCACAUCAUCCUCACUCUGGUGUGUGUCGGCCUGACUACCAUCGGCAUUGUGGGAGCGCUAUACUUCUUCCUCAACUGGUACAGGAAGAAUAAAUGUUCCUCUCAAGAGAAGAAAUACCAGGAGGUGCAGAUGGCUUGAAUGACAGCUGGCCUUUUAACAAGCAUUUUACAACCUUUUUUUCCUUUUUUAAAAAAAUAAGUUAUUCAUAAGAAAAAUUGCUCUGUCACAUAAAAGUCAGUAGUAUUGGCAGACUUUGGUACCUGUUAUGUGGUGAUGACAGUCAUGCGUGUAAUGUCCUGUUUCACUGAGGGCGGAGAUGCGUGAGUCACAAUGCUCUGGGUAGUGUCCCAGGGUUGGCUUUUAAAAAAAAAAAAAAA